Messenger RNA from Somion occarium, 1117 nucleotides. NCBI's taxonomy places the organism in Eukaryota, Fungi, Basidiomycota, Agaricomycetes, Polyporales, Cerrenaceae. The record is from the annotation of a GenBank genome assembly.
CUUGGGUCCCGCACCCACCCUAUCCUUCACCCUACUUUCCGCUCGUUCACUCCAGCUCUUGACUCAAAAUAUCUCUUAUCGACUCUCUUUUGUGAAUGUUGACAAUGUCCGAAUAGUCCAGAUUUCUCAAUGCCAAGAACCUCAUGACUCGGUGCAAUCACCUUUUGUCUCUACUGACCGUUCUAUCCUGAUGUGCGCUCAAGCUGGACACAUGGUUUCUCUAUCAAAAUAACUCUGCUGUCGGGACCUGUGAAAUAGCUGUUUAUGACUUGAUAUGACUCUUCCUUUUGCACCUUGACAUCGGUCCCUAAAGUUAUGGCGCACCCGCAACUCUAUCCACUUCGAGUCAACCCAAAGACUAGGGAACCAUACCUCCAGCUUCCGAGUCCUCACGAAAACAUCAUAAUCACUCCUCCGCGUCUGAGCGAUGUUCCAGAAAUCGUCAAGAAUCUGAACGAUUUCUCGGUGUACAAAUGGCUCUCGGGGCCGCCUUAUCCUUACCUUGACAGUCACGCCGACGAAUGGCUAGCUUCACUCAGGAGUGACUGCGAUAUGCUCUUGGAAGAGCUAGAGCUUGCUGCGAAGAAAGAUCCGGAGGCCUCUCCGAUCAUUGUCGGCGGGUGUCCUGUUAGGACUCUAAGAGAAGUCCGAGCUGACGGAACGGAAGUGUUUUUGGGAGAUAUUGGUGUGGACCGUUGUGGUUAUCCGGAUCUAGAGGCUUCGUUUGAAAAGGAGAGGUUAAUAGAGAAGAACUCCCAAAGACUCGCUGGUGAUCCAGAAAUUGCCUGGUGUAUUGGCUAUUAUCUUGCUGCCUCUCAUCACGGACGAGGCAUCAUGACUGCUGCACUUAGAACCCUUAUAAGCGAAUGGAUGAUCCCCCGUAUGGGUGCACACCUCAUUCGAGCAGAAGCCUUCAAGGGUAAUGCAGGUAGUCGAAAGGUAUUUGAGAAAAAUGGGUUCACUUUAGAGAAGAUUGUAGACUUUACGAGAACGACACAGAAUGGUCAGACGCAGCAGGGCAUGUAUGUUCUCUUAUGGCGUUCGUAGUCUGAAGAUGAAUCGCUCUAUUCUCUGUGACUGCGUACGUCUGCUACUUGCCAGAGCGAUCUUUAGCACC